Syngnathus acus (greater pipefish) is the source of this 4127-nucleotide messenger RNA. Its product is annotated as arf-GAP with Rho-GAP domain, ANK repeat and PH domain-containing protein 1. The coding region runs from base 22 to 3699 and encodes 1225 amino acids. Gene Ontology annotation, molecular function: GTPase activator activity. The transcript has 23 exons. Gene Ontology annotation, biological process: signal transduction. The record is from RefSeq and is a predicted model, not a curated record. Lineage: Eukaryota; Metazoa; Chordata; Actinopteri; Syngnathiformes; Syngnathidae.
CAUCCGCGCAGAGGUAGAUAAAUGCGAGAGAGCCAGACGCACAUGAGACAACAAGACAGCAGACAAAAGAAGAAAAGAUCCAGGAGACAAGUGAGAACAGGGACCCGAUGGCUUCGUCCCCGCCCGUCCCCAAGCCGAGGGCUCGCUACGCCAGGGACAGCCGAGGCUCCGCCUCCACGCCGGACGGCCGAUCAGCGUACGCGCGCACCAAUCUGUGCCUGUCGGCAAGAGUUUGUUGGGGUGGCUCCACUGCGGGCAAUAAUUAGCGGGCGGGGUAGUUCUGAUUUCACGAGGAGUUUGAUUCUGUCCCGGUGGGUGGCGAAGCUGACACCUGUGCCUGCCUGUCUUUCAGAAAUCACACUCUUUCCAAUGGAGUUCACUUCAGCACAGGUACCCACGUACACAAUGGGCACUAAAAGAGCCCGACACAAGACAGCGCAGCGCGCGCCAGUGUCAAAAACCGGUUUCAAAACCAAUGAAGACCCGGGCUCACCCGCGCUGGCAUUUGUCGGCGACUCUGGCUCCGGCCCGUCUCUCUCGUCCCCGCCCUCCAUACGCACCAUGGCUAGCAACAUUGCUAAGCGCAUACCUAGCUUAGCGGGCGCUGCCAGCACCAUCGGCGCUGAGCCCAGCCCUGCUCCUACGCCAAACCCGGGCGCCACUCUUAGCUCCUUAUCAAACAUACCUAGUUUAGCAGAGAUGCUUAGCGCAGUGGCUAACUCGCCGUCCCAACGUUCCGCCAAAGGCGUCCCCCUGCCAAAACCCGACGAUGCCGGCGUGGCGCUGGACUCGCCGGCACCGACACGGGGCCAAGUUGGAGUCACGGAACCAGGUGAUGGUGGAGGUGGUGAGAAAAAGUCAAAGGAGGAAGAAGACGACGACCUCUACAUCACCGUCUUGGAAAGUUGGGACCACGACGACAUCGACACCGACUCGUCCGACCAGGAGGAACUCUAUCAAAAUUGUCCGCCCGCAACCAAUGGAGCUAUGAGAGGAGACUUUGUGCACGAGCCGCUCAACAGCACCAACCGUCGCUCGAGUACCACGUCCCCUCGGCCGGCGCCGCCUCCUAAGUUGCAUCUGGCCCAAUCGGCAAAGGGCGGGAAGUCCUCCAGACAAAAGACACCGGGCGUGGCAACCAUCCGGGUGUCGAGGAAGAAAGGACACGGCCCGCCUAGCGGUCAGCAAAGCGCGGUGGUCCGAGCCAGCUGGCUGGACGUUUGGAAAGGCUUCAGACACAACGUCUUUUGGGCCACGCUGGACGGACAGUUGAUGUCUUUGUGGAAAAAACGUACAGACCAGUUCAGCGAGGUUCUCUUCCACGUGUCCGGCAUCACAAACGUCAAGAAACUCGAUCGAGGGAGAUUCUCCAUCUACUUCAAGAAGAAACAUUACGACUUCUUGGCUUACAGCGACGACGUUCAGGACGGUUGGGUCCGCUCGCUGCUGGCGUCACGGGGUCAGCCCGGUCCCGCCGGCCCGGACCUCCACGGCGCCGUGACGGUCAAGGACCCAAAGAGCCGCUUCUACGCUGCCGUCUGGGGCCACGAUUUGUGGGUUUACCAGAACAAAGAGGGCUUCCAGCUGGGCGUGGCCUGCUACAGCAUUCCCCUCAACCUGGCCACGGUCCAGACCACCGGGAGACACUCCUUCACCCUCGCCACCCCGUUCAGGACCUUCGGUCUGUCUGUGGAUUCGUCCAAGGAUCUGUCCGUCUGGCUGGAAGCGUUGUCCUCGUCCAUCAGCAGCGCUCUGUCCUGCAGCCAGGUGGUGACGCGCCUGUGGAAGAAUCCCAGCAACCGGCAGUGCGCCGACUGCGGCGCCGCCGACCCAGAGUGGGCGGCGGUAAACCUGCUACUGGUCAUCUGUCACAGCUGCGCAGGGCAACACCGAGCUCUGGGCAGCACCCUGUCCAAGGUCCGUAGUCUGAAGAUGGACAACAAGGUGUGGACUGAACCACUCAUACAGCUGUUUGUUGGCCACGGUAACCGUCUUGCCAAUCAGGUGUGGGCCCCCGUGGUACCCUCGGCCGAGCAGAUCGCUCCAGAGGCCUCCCACGAGAGCAGGUCCAAAUUCAUCCGGGAUAAAUACAGCAAGGGGCGCUACCGGCGACUCCACACCCUGGCCUCUUCUCCCCAGCUGAUGCAGCAGAGGCUGCGACAAGUGGUUUGCGGUGGCGACGUGGAAGAAACUUUCUCACUUCUGUGUUCGGGGUCAAAGGUGUGUCAAACGGACCCUCAGAGCCCCUCGGCCAUUCAGCUGGCUGAAAGAGCAGGCCAAGCUCUGCAGGCUGAGCUUCUCAGACUCAACGAGUACACAGAGGUUCCGCGACACCUGCCAAAAUGGGGGGACGGGAGAGCCGAGUCAAGGCCCUCAGGUAAAGCCACGCUUUAUGAUGCAUUCACGGAGGCGGCUUACGCGUCUCCACGUAUAGCCGAGGAAGACGAGAAGCUUCACGGCAAACUGGAAGACGAUCGUUUCCUCUUCUCUUUGGAAAACGACUCUGCGGCUUGCGACGUCCUCGACUUACGAGAGGUUUCCUCGCUUUUCCGAAAUGACGAGGCCACCUUUCAAUUUGAGUUGAUCACUUUGGACAAUCAGCUCCUCUGCGUGGCCGAGAGUGAGGACGAAAACCUCAUCCACCUGGUUCAUAUCCUCAAGGUGAUUCUCCCGGCCGGCGUGUCUGACGCUGAGAUGCGCAGGGCACUCGGGGUCAGCAAAGUGCACGUGGUGGAAGACGGCGGCAGCGGCGGCGCCUCGGAGAACUCCGAGGCCUGGUUGCUGCUCUGGGACGGCGGGGUGAGCGUCCAUCGCGCUCGCAGAGGCUCCAAGAAGACGAUGUUAAAGAUGGAACUGAGCGCGCUCAGUCGCCACGAGAUGGAUCCGGCUGGAGAUAUCAUAACCAUGGUGCUCGCACACAGACGGGUGUCCCUGCACUUUGACGCGCACGACAGCUGCGGCAGAUGGUACCGCAUGCUGCAGGACGCUCUGGCCGAUCAAAAGGCUCCGGAAUCUCCCGUAACGUCCGAGCCGCCCAGCGACCCCGACUCGGUGCCGCUCGCCAUCCGCCGAUGUGUCCGGCACAUCCAAAAACACGGUGGCGACUUCCUCUCCUAUCUCCCAUCUCCUUUCCUGAAGGCUUCUUCUUGUCCGACGCACUCUCAGCCACCCUCGAUUGUCCGUCGCUGGCGUAUUUCAGGUCUGAAGGUGGAGGGCGUCUACCGGCGCUGCGGGCUCGCCUCAAAAGUGUCCCAGUUGGCCGAGGCCCUGGCAAGACGGCCCGAUUCUGCCCCGCUGGAGUCGGGCGAACAGGGCGUGCUGGACGCCGCCGCCGCCCUCAAGCAGUACAUCCGGCAGCAAGUGCAACUCUUCCCUGAGGACGAGCGCAACAAGUGGAUGCGUGCUGCUGGCAUUUCAGAUGAGCGCGCCAGGUUCUCAGCCUACAGACGCUUGCUACGCCAAAUGCCCGCUGAGAAGCGAGGGACGCUCGACGCCUUGUUUGGACACUUUUACACGGUCCAGACGUUCUCUCAGGUCAACAAGAUGUCGGCUCACAACCUGGCCUUGGUUCUGGUUCCGUCGCUCUUUGACAGUCUUAACGGCGACCUGCUCAAGCUGACGCGCGAGUUGGUUCUGCAUCACGCGCCGCUCUUCCACUUCCAGCUGCACCACGAUGAGGAAGAGAUCACCGUCCUCUGAGCAACAACUACCAACACGUGACAAGAUACAUACAUGUACAAAUUCAAAAAUGGAUUUGGCUUUUUGCGAAGUGAAAAGGUAAUAACUUGUGAAAAUCGACUCCCCUUAUUUUUUAAAGCAACGUCAAAGUCUGCUUUAUUGUCAAUUUCUUCACAUGCCAAGACACAAAGAAAUCGAAAUUACAUUCCCACUAUCCCACGGUGACAAGACAUAGUACACAAUAUACAUAUAUCCCUCUUGAAAUGAUGUCCAAUAAGAAAAAAUGUCAUCAAUUACUGAAAACUAUUCAACUGCCUGUAAAAGAAAUUUUCCACAAAUGUGUUACUCAUAAGAAGAAGCCCUUUGAUGAAACCUUUUUUUCUCUCCAAAAGAUUCUUUUUCAAAUGGCGCGGUACCACCUUUUGUAAUCGAAAAUGCUCCCCAAAACA